Messenger RNA from Nicotiana attenuata, 1788 nucleotides. RefSeq lists its product as uncharacterized. The coding region runs from base 509 to 1441 and encodes 310 amino acids. The transcript is spliced from 6 exons. The record is from RefSeq and is a predicted model, not a curated record. NCBI's taxonomy places the organism in Eukaryota, Viridiplantae, Streptophyta, Magnoliopsida, Solanales, Solanaceae.
UUUUUUUUCAAAUGAUAAAAGUUUUGCAAUGGGACCUAUAUAAAUCAAUCAAAAACAAAAUAUCACAAUCAUUUCAUCUUUAGGACAAAACGCAUUUUUUCUGAAUGCCUUUAUACAAUCCCUCUUUCUCAGCAUCAUUUCUCUGGCUUUUAAAAAUGGUGAUUAAUAAACAUUCGAGAUGAUCCAGAUGGGACACUCUUACAGUCUAUUCCAAUUUCCUGCAAAAUUCAACGUGGCUUUCAGUGUAAAACUCAGAUUUGGAGUAAUGUCCUAAGAGAAGAGAACAUCCAAAUAAAUGGGGGCAUGAAAUUUUAGGGAAGCUUCUUGUGAAUUGUUGGAAUCUGUUGAAAAUUAUAGCUCGGAAGCUUCCUACUUUCAGAUCCAGGUUUGCUCAAUUUUGUUGUGUCAUCAUUCUUCAGGUGGCCAUGUUAUCUUCCAAUUGGAAACUGGUAAAUCACUUAGAAGGACAUUAGUUGAGCUAACAUUUCCCCGUCAAAGCGAUAAAGCCAUGUCUGCAUACGGGCAUAUGAUGGAGAGGGAAUUUUCCGCUCAAAGUCUUUCAACCAGAGGAGGUUCAGAAGUAGGAAGCCGUUAUACUGUGGAGACGGGGCUUUAUAUUACCUCUUUUGCUGCCACAGUCCUCAUUGCUGGACUUGUGACAGUUGGCGUUUCGCUAAUGACCCUAUUGAUUACAUUGGCUGUAAUGUUGCGGUCAUGUCAAACUCAGAGUGCUGGUGUUGUUGAGACCUGGAAAUCCACCGAUGAUUAUAACUAUUGCAAAACUUUUGCUCUGCAUGCGGAACUAAAUCUUUUGCCUUCAGCUUCUUUCCCAGCAAUGUGCAAAAGCUUUGCUGUUGGUUACAUUAAAGACGGUCACUACCUGAAAGACUUAAAUAUUACAGUUGGAUUGGCAGAGCAAUACUUCAGUAAUCUCAAACCACUUCCUGAUGGCUGUGACGUCGUGUUAAUGGACAUUGAUGACCUCUUGCCAGAAGAUUCUUUCUAUCCCUACCAAGUGCUACAUCGAUUCCAGGAACAUGUUUGUAGUGAUUGCAUUGAAGAUGUGAAAUAUCUGAAGCACCUAUUUUUUCGACAACUAUACCUGAUACUUAAAGAUGGUGGGUGGAAACUGAUUUUCUUGUCUAGGAAGACUGAGAGACUACAUAAUACCACAGCAGAAUACCUUACUUCUGCUGGAUUUGGUGGAUGGUCAUCGUUAAUCAUGAGAAAUGAUAAUGAACUGCAAAUGGACCUACCUGAAUAUUUUUCCCUUCGAAGAAGUAUACUGCAAAAGGAAGGAUUUCGGAUUGUUGCUGUAGUUAGCAGCCAGAUGGAUGCUUUAACCGGCUCAUCUUUAGGAAGACGUGUUUUCAAGCUUCCAAACCCGAAUUUUUAUUUUCAAACGGGGCCUUAUACUGAACGCAGAGAUGUGCUGAAGUAAACUCUGCCGAAGAAAAUUUUCUUAGGAGAUGCUUAGAAGAACCAUGUCUCAACUACAUAUCAUAUGGAAUUUGGCUUGCAGCUUGCAUAAGGAGGGAAUUGUUGAUUUGUCUUGGUUGGAUCUUGAUGGUCCCAGCCUUAAGCUACAUUUAUUCUACUCUUCAUUUUUUGUGAUUUGUAGUAUAUUUUACUGCUGAUUUGCUCAUAGUGAGUGCCAUUUUUGUUGAAACAGCUUUUUGGAACUUUUCUUCUAUCUAUUUAUAUUUCAUUGUUUGUAUUUAUUAUAUUUGCAAUGAAUUCAGAUGAUCCAGGAAUGGAAUAUCAAACAGCAAGCUGAUUGUGGCUUUA